AGGGUGAUCAAAUCCCAAGGAAUGGGGAGUGUCCUUGGAGUGUCCAAGGAGGGAAUGUCCUCUGUCCCCACAGGUGCCUGAGAUUUGCGUUUCUCCUGUGUCAUGGAGGGGGCAAAGCUUCUAGAAAUAGAGGUUUUGGAGAUCCUGCACCGGCAGGGAAGGCUGGUCUGCAGUGGGAGCAGCAUCCCAGGGGAGGGAUCUGAGAUGUCUGGUUUGUUUGGGAGUAUUGGAUGGAGAAGGUGAAGAGAUGUUUGCAAUAGUGGCUCCACGUUUGGGUCAUCAGCUUGGUGUGGGGAAGGCUGCCUUCCGUGCUGCCCUCGGUGGCCUGGAAGCCAAAAUAACAGAAGUUUCCUUCUUUCCAUGGGCCACCAAGCAGUUCCUGGAGGAGAUCAACAAGUGGACAGGCCAGUACAAUGUGUCCCCGCUCUCCUGGAAUGUGGCUGUCAAGUUCCUCAUGGCCCGCAAGUUCGACGUCCUGCGGGCCAUCGAGCUCUUCCACUCCUACCGGGAGACGCGGCUCAAGGAGGGGAUUGUGAAGCUGAAGCCGCACGAGGAGCCACUGCGCUCGGAGCUGCUCAGUGGGAAAUUCACCAUUCUGAGCGUGCGGGACCCCUCGGGAGCCUCCAUCGCCCUGUUCACAGCCAAGCUGCACCACCCCAGCAAGAGCGUGCAGCACGUGGUGCUCCAGGCACUCUUCUACCUGCUGGACCGAGCUGUGGAGAGCUUUGAGACACAAAGGAACGGGCUGGUAUUCAUCUACGACAUGGCAGGGUCACAGUACACCAACUUCGAGCUGGACCUCAGCAAGAAGAUCCUCAACCUGCUCAAGGGUGCCUUCCCAGCUCGGCUGAAGAAGGUUUUCAUCGUGGGAGCACCCAUGUGGUUCCGUGUGCCCUACUCCAUCAUCAGCCUGCUGCUGAAGGAGAAGCUGCGGGAGCGGGUGCAGAUGGUGAAGAUGUCGGAGCUGAAGGAUCACCUGCCCCGGGAGUGCCUCCCUGAGUACCUCGGGGGGUCCCUCAAGCUGGACCCUCUGAGCUGGAACUGCCGGUUCCUGCCCCAGCAGAACGGGCACCCCGACCCCCUGGACGAGCUCAUCCUGGUGCCGCUGGCGGCCCCCAAAGAUAACGGCUCCGUCCACGUCCCCGGGCCCAAGUCUGUCACCCUGCAGGAGCUGCUGGACCACGUCAGCCACAAGCAGAAACGUGGCAUCUAUGAGGAGUACGAAGACAUUCGGCGCAGGAGCCCCGCCGGCACCUUCGCCUGCUCUUUGGCACCCUACAACCAGGACAAGAACCGGUACGGGGACGUGCCCUGCCUGGACCAAACCCGUGUCAAGCUGGCAAAGCCAUACAGCCGCCCGGAGCUGACUGACUACAUCAAUGCGAGCUUCAUGGAUGGCUACAAGCAGAGGAAUGCUUACAUUGGCACUCAGGGGCCUCUGGAAAACACCUAUGGUGACUUCUGGCGCAUGGUGUGGGAGCAGAACGUCCUGGUGAUCGUGAUGACAACCCGGCUGGAGGAGGGAGGCAGGAGGAAGUGCGGCCAGUACUGGCCCCUGGAAAAGGAUUUCCAGGCGUGCUUUGGGGCCCUGACCAUCACCAACCUGGGCAUAGAGAACCUCAACCAUUACAAGAAGACCAUCCUGGAGAUCCACAGCUCAGAGACCAGGGAGCGGCGGCUGGUGUCCCACUUCCAGUACCUGAGCUGGCCAGAUUAUGGUGUCCCCUCUUCUGCUGCCACUCUCAUUGACUUUCUGGGGGCCGUGAAGCAGCAGCAGAGAGUGGCUGUCAGCGCCCUGGGACCUCGCUUCAAGGGCCACCCCGGGGGACCCCCAGUCGUGGUGCACUGCAGCGCUGGCAUUGGCAGGACAGGUACCUUCUGCGCGCUGGACAUCUGCCUGUCACAGCUGCAGGACGUGGGCACGCUGAACAUCUACCAGACAGUGCUGCGCAUGCGGAGCCAGCGCGCCUUCAGCAUCCAGACCCCCGAGCAGUAUUACUUCUGCUACACGGCCAUCCUGGAGCACGCCCAGCGCGAGGGGCUGCUGCUCUCCAACCACAGCCGGGCCGCCCAGGAGAGGAGCUCGCCGGGGCACUGAGAGCCUCCGCCCCCCUCGGACGCCGCUGCCCAUCCUCGGGGGCUGCCCCGCCGGGACUCAGCAGGGCCGGAGCGCCUCGGCUGUCAGCACUGCUAUGGAACUGUGCCUUAUUCAACCCAAACGGUGGCUGCCACUUUGCCGGCACGGGAAGGGGCUCAGACUCCUCCCCGUCGUGUUUCGGUUGGGUUUGGAUGGUUGGGGAGGUGGUUUGUCUUCUCUUCGAGUUGUUGGGUUUUUUCAUUUUGUUUUCGUUUUUUUUAUGUUGUUGUUGGGACCACCUAAGAUGCACCUAGAGAGGGGCUUUGCAAAGUCCUAGGAAAUGUAUUCCCAGUCCUGGGGCUGAGGAAGAGGCGCGUGCUUCGGCCUCACCUGACGCUCCAUGUGUGUGUCUGUAUGUAUGUGUGUAUAUAAUAUACCCCCGCUGUGACCCCCCCGGCUAUUAUAUAGAUACAUAUAUACAACCUCCCCUGUAGCAGCUCCCAAGGGUCCCCGCUGUCCUGCCACCUCACUGCUGUGAUCUCUGGAGCGGUGAGUUUGGUCCUGGCUCUGUCUUGUCUCCCCCCCUUGCCCUUAUUUCCCCUCAUGGGCAGCGUUGGGACCCAGCACCCACUCCUGUGCCCAUCCCGCUGGAGGCACAAGGAUACCCGAUGGUGUCCCCCCUGUUUCUUUGUCUCAUCCUCCCCACGGAGAGAGAGAUAGCAGCAGUGCUCCUGGGAGGAUCUGGAGGAUUGGGUUGUCUGGGGGUGCUGAGCUGGCAGGCACCCCCUGCCCUUGGGUGCCGCUGAGAGAGUCACUAGGUACGAGGUGACAGGGUGAUGGGGCUGUGGGGACUGACUGGCUCUCCAGGUUGCCCGGCUUUCCCAAGCUGCCCCUGGGAACCCGCAGGCCCAGCCCUGCGCUGAGUCAUGGGCUGGGAAAGCGCUGAGCAAGAGUAAACCCCAAACCCUGGAGAGGCACCGAGCCUCUGCCCCAGCCCCGCCACUGCCUGGGCCUCCCCAACUUUAUACUGUAAUAAGCUCUUUGAAUGUGUAUAUUCUUAUUUUUUUAUAAUCUUGGGGGAGGGGGGCGUGGGGUUUGGGAGGUUUUGUUUUGUUUUCUUUUGGGGUUUUUUUUGUGUUUGGUUUUUUUUUUUUUUUUUGUAUUUAACAUUAACUUGAUCCAAGCCAGAGCCAGAAGUAUUUGUAAAUGUUCCUAUUUUGCUCUCAGAGAAACCUUUUUGUUGUUACUUUUUUGGGAGUUGUUUUGUUUUUAUUUGUAUUGAUAUAUAAAUAUACCACCAGUGACAAGUC
Melospiza georgiana is the source of this 3387-nucleotide messenger RNA. It is a transcript of the gene PTPN9, whose product is annotated as protein tyrosine phosphatase non-receptor type 9. NCBI's taxonomy places the organism in Eukaryota, Metazoa, Chordata, Aves, Passeriformes, Passerellidae. Gene Ontology annotation, molecular function: protein tyrosine phosphatase activity. The coding region runs from base 248 to 2098 and encodes 616 amino acids. The transcript has 13 exons. Gene Ontology annotation, biological process: protein dephosphorylation. The record is from RefSeq and is a predicted model, not a curated record.